Dovyalis caffra is the source of this 825-nucleotide messenger RNA. The record is from the annotation of a GenBank genome assembly. NCBI's taxonomy places the organism in Eukaryota, Viridiplantae, Streptophyta, Magnoliopsida, Malpighiales, Salicaceae.
AUGAGUUCUACCCUUUUCUCAUGGAGUCCGGGAUCAAAGGAGAUGAGGGCAAGAAGGGAACUCAACACGGGGUCGGGUUACGGGUUAGGCAAGGAAUCAGAGCGGCUGAACGAAAACCGGCAUAGAAUGGAAUUGAUUGGUUCGCCACUUCUGAAGAAGCGAAGGAGGAGGGCGCAAGGAUCAACCAGCUCUUCUUAUUACGAUUACGUGAGUUUUGACUAUCGGGAUUUGGCUCAUUCAAUGCCAUCAACCAAGGAAGUUUUUUCGACUUCAGGGAGCUCAGUUGAGUGGAAGCCGCCAAAGGAGAAGAAUGCCACUUUAUCGAAAGGGGAAGGACGGGCCACGGAUGUCGGCCAGAAGCAUGCUAUUGAGCAAGCCCAGCCGAACCUAAGUGUCAUAAAAGCGAGGCAGCUUUAUAUGGAACAAAAAAGUAUUCCCAACCGGGCAGUACCUCUUCCAGAGCCCGCUACUAUGGAAGUGGGAAUCCUCCUUCUCAAGGCCGAAAGAAGUAGAGGGGAGCUCCUUUGUAAUGUAAUGAAGGUUUGGUGUUCAGUCCGCCAUUCCAAGGUAAAUGCCUUUAAUUCAAACCGGAUGGGACCUAACAAACUCUCUACGUUCGUACCUGCAGCUAACAAGUCAGAAGUGUCCCUUGAGUCCGAGUUAGCUGCUCUAGUUCUAGUUCAAGACAGGAAAGUAUGGGACCGCUUGCUUAUGGCUUUGGAAGCGAGCAACCGACCCGGCAGAAGUAGAUCGGAAGUUAGGGAGUCAAAGUCUUACCUUUUUCUUUCAAGUCUUUCUGCCUUACUUUUGGAGGUAGGAGUCUAA